Messenger RNA from Phaethon lepturus (White-tailed tropicbird), 788 nucleotides. RefSeq names its product protein O-glucosyltransferase 1 (gene POGLUT1). Gene Ontology annotation, biological process: protein O-linked glycosylation; positive regulation of Notch signaling pathway. The transcript is spliced from 7 exons. The record is from RefSeq and is a predicted model, not a curated record. Gene Ontology annotation, molecular function: UDP-xylosyltransferase activity; UDP-glucosyltransferase activity. Gene Ontology annotation, cellular component: endomembrane system. The annotation marks the transcript as partial. NCBI's taxonomy places the organism in Eukaryota, Metazoa, Chordata, Aves, Phaethontiformes, Phaethontidae.
ACGCUUGAAUACAAUGAUAUCAUGUAUCCUGCCUGGACAUUUUGGGAAGGAGGACCAGCUGUUUGGCCAAUUUACCCAACAGGUUUAGGGCGCUGGGACCUCAUGAGAGAGGACCUCAGAAGAUCUGCAGAAAAAUGGCCAUGGAUGAAAAAAAUCUCUAAAGGAUAUUUCCGAGGAUCCAGAACAAGCCCUGAGAGAGAUCCCCUCAUUCUGCUGUCCCGAGAAGACCCAGAACUUGUUGAUGCUGAGUACACUAAAAACCAAGCUUGGAAAUCUGAGAAGGACACCUUAGGAAAGCCUGCUGCAAAGGAAAUUCCACUGGUUGAUCACUGCAAGUACAAGUAUCUGUUUAAUUUCCGGGGAGUGGCUGCCAGUUUCCGGUUGAAACACCUCUUCUUGUGUGGCUCACUCGUCUUUCACGUUGGAGAAGAGUGGUUGGAGUUCUUCUACCCCCAGUUGAAGCCUUGGGUCCACUACAUCCCAGUCCGAUCAGACCUCUCUAACAUCAGGGAGCUGUUGCAAUUUGUAAAGGAAAAUGAUGCCAUAGCACAAGAAAUUUCAGAGAGGGGACGCCAGUUCAUCACCGAGCACUUGCAGAUGGAGGACAUCUCUUGCUACUGGGAGCAUCUGCUCUCUGAAUAUUCCCAAGCCUUGACUUACAACGUGAAAAGGAGGAAGAGCUACAGCGAGAUCACUUCUGAGUGGCCGAAAACAGAACUGUAGAGAUAUCUCGUUUUUUCUCUUCAGCUCAAACUGAUCUCUCUGGAAAUCUGAAGAUUGGUUUAUCU